This is a messenger RNA of Melitaea cinxia (Glanville fritillary), 1334 nucleotides long. It is a transcript of the gene SerRS-m, whose product is annotated as serine--tRNA ligase, mitochondrial. Gene Ontology annotation, biological process: mitochondrial seryl-tRNA aminoacylation. The record is from RefSeq and is a predicted model, not a curated record. The coding region runs from base 57 to 1328 and encodes 423 amino acids. Gene Ontology annotation, cellular component: mitochondrion. NCBI's taxonomy places the organism in Eukaryota, Metazoa, Arthropoda, Insecta, Lepidoptera, Nymphalidae. Gene Ontology annotation, molecular function: tRNA binding; serine-tRNA ligase activity; ATP binding. The transcript is spliced from 5 exons.
AUUCAUAUAGGAUAUAGUUAAUAAUUUACACUUCUGUACAAAACUUUGCGAAAAAAAUGAUACGACUGUUUUGUAAAAGAAAGUUUACAAUAAAGACAAACAUAGUUGGAACAUUUUCCACAUGUUUCCCAGACAUUGAUAUCGACUAUUAUUGUGACGUGAAAAAUUUAUCAGAAAUAAAACGCAAUAUACAAGACAGGAAAGGCAUAGGUGAUAUAAAUAAAGUUCUAGAAAUUUAUAGUUUAUAUAAAGAUACGCAAAUUGAUAAUCUUUCUCAUUCAUCAAUCAAAGAAACAUUAUAUAAGGAACUAGCAAAACUGCCUAAUAAAACUCAUCCUACGGUAAAGGAGUAUAUAGAAACACCUCAAGUGGUUCAUGAUAUAAAUAGAAAAAAAGAUUUUGGUGCACAUAAACCUUUAGAAUUUAGUGAAAUAACACAACUUUUAAAUUUGAUGAGAACUGACAAAUUAGGGUACACUUGUGGCAAUAAAAGCUACUACUAUUUAGGUGAAUUAGCUGAAUUAGAAGAAGCAUUAAUUAAGUAUACAGUUUUUUCAUUAUCAAAAAGGAAAUUUCAAUUAGUCUCUGUGCCAGAUAUAUUAUCAAGCAAUGUUCUGCAAAGUUGUGGAAUGACGAUAAACAGUGAUCGCACUCAGAUAUAUUCAUUGGAUCCUGUGCAUCAUGGUCCAGAUUUAUAUUUAUCGGGCACUGCAGAAAUGUCAUUGGCUGGCUUACUAACAGAUUCAAUACACUCCAAAAAAGAUUUACCUCUUAAGCUUGCAGCUGUGAGUAGAUGCUAUAGAGCUGAAACUUCAAAUUUAGUUGACGAAAGAGGAACAUAUCGAGUCCAUCAAUUUACUAAAGUUGAAAUGUUUAUUGUCACUAAACCCGAGAACUCUGAUGAAAUGCUUGAAUAUUUAAGAAAAACUCAGGAGGAAUUGUUCACACCUUUGGAUUUCCAUAUGAAAGUUUUAGAUAUGCCUCCACAUGAACUGGGUGCCCCAGCAUACAGGAAAUAUGAUAUUGAAGCUUGGAUGCCAGGACGCAAUAAUUAUGGUGAAAUUUCAAGUUGUAGCAACUGUACUGACUAUCAAUCAAGGCGACUCAAUAUAAAGUAUAUUGAUGACAAUAAGUUAAAAUAUGUCCACACAUUAAAUGGCACAGCAUGUGCAAUACCAAGAAUGCUCAUUGCAUUACUAGAAACUCAUCAAGAUUCAAAAGGAAAAAUAAAUAUACCACCUGUACUGCAACCAUUUAUAGGUGGCAAAAAAUGUAUAGUAAAAAAUUCUACUGUACCUAAAUUAAAGUUAAUGAAAUUAAAGAAGUAAAGAUUU